GCCUGCUGACAUCAUGCUGGCGUCAGCUCCUCCAUUAGACAUGGAAGAUGAGGCCACACUUCCCACGCGAGACUCUCUCACCCCUGCAGUGACUGUGAGGGAGGGAGAGACCAUCUACGACUUUGCUUGGUUCCCUGCCAUGUCAGCAGCUGAUCCCGUGUCAUGCGUGUUCGCGUCAACAUCAAGGGACCACCCGGUGCACCUGUGGGACGCCAUGACUGGCCAGCUGCGCUGCACGUACCGUGCGUACGACCACAUGGACGAGAUCGCUGCUGCUCUUUCACUCACCUUCUCUGCCCAUGGGGAUAAGUGAGUGGUGAGUGAGUGAGGGAGUGAGUGAGGAUGUGAGAGCGUUGAAGAGUGAGAGCAGACGGCCACACGGAUGUUAUCGCUACAGGUCUCACGCUGACCUUCUCGUUCAUGGAGACGAGUGGUGAUGGAGUGUG
Molecule: messenger RNA, 446 nt
Organism: Closterium sp. NIES-67
Lineage: Eukaryota; Viridiplantae; Streptophyta; Zygnematophyceae; Desmidiales; Closteriaceae
Source: the annotation of a GenBank genome assembly